This is a messenger RNA of Oryza brachyantha (malo sina), 680 nucleotides long. Its product is annotated as 40S ribosomal protein S23. The transcript is spliced from 4 exons. The record is from RefSeq and is a predicted model, not a curated record. NCBI's taxonomy places the organism in Eukaryota, Viridiplantae, Streptophyta, Magnoliopsida, Poales, Poaceae. Bases 31 to 459 code for a protein of 142 amino acids. Gene Ontology annotation, molecular function: structural constituent of ribosome. Gene Ontology annotation, cellular component: ribosome; cytosolic small ribosomal subunit. Gene Ontology annotation, biological process: translation.
AGAUCUCCCGUCCUCUCUCCCUCCGCCACCAUGGGGAAGACACGUGGUAUGGGAGCUGGGCGCAAGCUCAAGACCCACCGCAGGAACCAAAGAUGGGCUGACAAGGCAUACAAGAAGAGCCACUUGGGCAAUGAGUGGAAGAAACCCUUUGCUGGAUCAUCUCAUGCCAAAGGCAUUGUUUUGGAGAAGAUUGGUAUUGAGGCCAAGCAGCCUAACUCUGCCAUCCGUAAGUGUGCCCGUGUUCAGCUGGUGAAGAAUGGGAAGAAGAUUGCUGCCUUUGUGCCAAAUGAUGGUUGCUUGAACUUCAUCGAGGAAAAUGAUGAGGUGCUGAUUGCUGGAUUCGGUCGGAAGGGGCAUGCUGUGGGAGAUAUUCCUGGUGUCAGAUUCAAGGUUGUGAAGGUGUCUGGAGUGUCACUGCUCGCACUUUUCAAGGAGAAGAAGGAGAAGCCGAGGUCUUAGAUUACUUUUGAUAGGCAAAGGUUGGAUUAGACUGUCAAGGCUCUAGAUGUUUUGAGUAGGAAAGCACCUUGCUAUGUCGGAAAUCCCCAUGGUAUAACUCAAGCUGUAUAAGCGAGAAUUGUUCCUUCUCAGCUGUUGCUUUGGUUAACAGUACUAUUAAGAGUUUUGUUUCCUUGAUUUGGACAUAUUAAUAUUGUGCUCGCUCCUCCCUUGUUUGCUAA